This is a messenger RNA of Carassius carassius (crucian carp), 1233 nucleotides long. Its product is annotated as CCAAT/enhancer-binding protein beta-like. Gene Ontology annotation, molecular function: RNA polymerase II cis-regulatory region sequence-specific DNA binding; DNA-binding transcription factor activity, RNA polymerase II-specific. NCBI's taxonomy places the organism in Eukaryota, Metazoa, Chordata, Actinopteri, Cypriniformes, Cyprinidae. The coding region runs from base 296 to 871 and encodes 191 amino acids. The transcript has 2 exons. Gene Ontology annotation, biological process: regulation of transcription by RNA polymerase II; DNA-templated transcription; myeloid cell differentiation. The record is from RefSeq and is a predicted model, not a curated record.
AUGAAACAGGGAAAAUGAAAAGGAAAAAAAGAAGUCGAUCUAUGAUGCAACAUCAAAAUAAUUGGAGGGGGAAGGAGGGGAGGUUGUGACAGAGGAAGUGAUGGUGUCAUUGACAGGCGCUGAAGUACCUGUAUCAUAACGGAUCCUGUGGAAGAACACACAAAGAUUGUGUUUGAGAGCAGACGAGAAGCUCCAGCCGUACUGAGCAGAAUUCACAAGCCGUGAGUACACACACAUCUUCUCUCGUCACUUCAUUCCUUGAUGCUUCUCUAGAGCUGUGUGUCUUCCUCCACAGAUGUCCGUCUCCGACAGUCCUGCGUCCUCCAUCUGUAUGUUUGCGCUCCAUCAUCAGUCCUCUAGCUCUCCGGCCGGCGCUCUGAACCCUGACCCCAGCAGCAUGAGCGGUCAGAUGUCUCAGAUGGACUCAGGUCUGUACGGACAGCCCAUGGUCUUCCCCAAGACUCCAGACGGCCGGAGCAUGGAGCAGAUGAUGGGCUUCGAGCCGUACUCCUCGUGUCUGACCCCCAGCAGCUCUGAACGAGCAGUGCAGCAGAACCAGCAGGAUUUUUCGCAGUUUCUUCUGCCGCCCCCAGCCUCCACCCUGCGGCCGAUGGGACAGAAGCGCGGCCCGAGCAAAGACAGCGUGGAGUACCGUCUGCGUAGAGAGCGCAACAACAUCGCGGUGAGGAAGAGUCGCGAUAAAGCGCGGCGUCGGAUCCAGCUGACCCAGCAGAGGGCGCUACAGCUCCAGGACGAGAACCACAGCCUGCAGCUGCACAUCCAGCGUCUGUCGCACGAGGUGGAUUCACUCAGACACUAUCUGUCACAGCGCCACCUACAGGCCAGAGAGCAGGACACCGCUGGAGACUGAAGGUUCUGUUGAUCGUGAUCCAAUCAGUUGGGAUUGGCUUUGUGAUUUUCAUAUAGUUUCAUGUAAAUGUUAUAAUAUCGAACCGUUCGGUAUGGCAUCAAUGGUUCAAUAUGCGCUUGUGAAUUCCGGUUUUGCAUUUGUUGGUUUUAUUUCUCCCAGAAUUGGCUUUGUGCUCAGUAAAUGCUUUCUCACUUUUAACAUGCAUUUUAAAAAGCAGCACACGCCGAGCAUCUAAACCUGUUUUCCAACAAUAGAGGACAUUAUAACUUGUUUUUACAUCACACUUCGUUUUGUGAUCUGAUGUGGCUGAAAAUAUAAGCCUGUUCUAUACUGUAAUAAAGAAUAGAAAUGGUUAUGAGAUG